CACCACCCCUCCCCUCACAAAAGAGCUGGGACCUCCGGAGUGUGGACUUGGUAACCAAGCAUUGGAGAAAUACCACAGAGAAAAAUGCCUAUUGAAUCCCCAGGGGGGCCAACAUUUUUUGAAAUUUUUAAGACACAAUGCAGCAAAGCAGAUUUAGGACCCAUAAGCCUUAAUUGGUUUGAAGAACUUUCUUCAGAAGCUCCACCCUAUAAUUCUGAAUAUGCAGAUGAAUCUGAAUAUAAAAUCAACAGUUAUGAACCAAACUCAUUUAAAACACCACAAAGGAAACCUUUUUAUCAGUUGGCUUCAACCCCAAUAGCAUUCAAAGAACAAGGUCAAACCCUGAGAGUACAGCCAUCUCCUUUAAAAGAAUUAGGAAAGGAUAUUGCCAAUAAUGAACAUAAAAAUUGCCACACUAAAGUGGAACACAUAAUUGAUGUUACCAGUCCAUCUCUUAAUUCCUGUCUCAGUGAAAGUCCUCUUGCUCUACGAUGUACACUUGUCACACCACAGAGAGAAAAGUCAGUGGUAUGUGGGAGUUUACUUUAUACACCAAAGCUUGUGAAGGAUAAGAAGCCAAAACACAUUUCUGAAAGUCUAGGAGUUGAAGUAGAUCCUGAUAUGUCUUGGUCAAGUUCUUUAGCUACACCACCAACCCUUAGUUCUACUGUGCUCAUAGUUAGAGAUGAGGAAACAUCUGGAACUAUAUUUCCUAAUGAUCCAACUGUUAUUUUGAAAAACUAUUUUUCCAAACACAAGGAAAGUCUGAAGAAAAAUUAUCAUUUCAUUCCAUCUGUAACCAAUAGUGAAAACAAAAAUCAAAGAGAAGCUAGCAGUCAUGGAUUUGGGAAAGUGUUAGAGAAUUCAUUUGGUAAAGUCAGUAGUGACAAAGGUGACUUUAGAACAUCAAUGACAGAUACCCAAGAAGAUGAAGUACAUGAAACAGUUGCAGAUUUUUCUGAAGAAGAUAGUUUUUCAUUAUGUUUUUCUAAAAAGAGGACAGGAACUCUACAAAAGACAAGAUUGGAUAAGACUAGAAAAAAAAUUUUCUGUGAAACAAGCACUGAUGAAUUCAGUGAAAAGGAUAAACAAGUUAAAGAAGAUAAAUAUUCAUUUGCAUCUGAAGUGGAACCCAGUGAUGAUGAUCCUUUAGAUACGAACUUAGGAAAUCAGAAUCCCUUUGGCCAUGAAAGUAACAAAACCUCCAAGGAGGCUGUACCAAUUUCAGACUGUGAAUGGUCACAGCUAAACCUCUCAGGCCUGAAUGAAACCCAGAUGGAAAAAAUGCCUCUAUUGCCUAUUUCUUCUUAUGACCAAGGUAAUUCAGAAAAUAACUUAAUAGACACUGAGAAAGAAUGUAUGACGUCUAUUAAUACAGAAAAUUCUUUGCUGCAUAUUUCUAGUCUUCCGCAAUCAGAAGAGAUAUUACAAGAGGAAACACUGAUAGAUAAGAGAGAUGAAGAGCAACAGCUUGAAUCUCAUGAAGAUUCCUUUCUUGUAGCAAAGCAAAUGGUGCCUGGAACUUCCCAAACAGUUUCUCCAUUUCCAAGUAUCAAAAAAUCUUUAUUCAGGGUAAGACAGCCAUCUGAAGAGACUUCUGAUGAAGUUUUCUCAGGUAAUCUGACCAAAACAAACUUUAAGGAAGAAAGUGGAACACUUGAAAGUGGAAUGGAAAUACGUGCUAUUUGCUCCCAGAAGGCAGAUUCUUUAUUUCCUAGCUCACUUGAUAGUGAAAACCACCCAGCCACUAGCACUCAUACUUCUGUCACUUUGAAAAUUGAGGGUUUAAUAUCCAGUUUGAAAAAGAAGAAGAAAAAGUUUAUUUAUGCUAUAGAUGAUGAAACAUCUUGUCAAGUAAAAAAAUCACAAAAAUUGCAGAAGUCAGAACCAACAAACCAUUCAUCCCAGUGUGAAGCACCACUUAUAUUUACAGAUGCUCACUCAGGUUCAUCGCAUUCUUCUAUUAGAAGAAACUGUUUACAGAGUGAGGCCAAAGAACCAACCAACUCUUUUAAGACAGUUCUGAGGAAAUAUUCUGACAAUGAAAAUAGUUAUGCUAAUGUAAUAAUACCUGAGGAUCUUAAUUAUAAAGAAGCAAAAAUUAAAGAAAAGCCAGGAACUGAUUUUCUGCCAUGCUUUCAGGAAAGACAAUGUGAAGAUACUUCAAAAAGCCAAAAGGUUUCAUAUAUAAAAGAAAAGGUAUUGGUUGCAGCAUGCCAUUCUGUAAUACAGCCUGCAGAAAUGGAAUGUCAUGGUUUUCACUUUGAAUCACAGGGAAGUUUUUUAGAUGUUCUUCCUAACACCAGUACUCCUACUUCCAAAGGUCCUCUUUCAAAUCCAGUUGUGGUUUCUAGAGGAAAAGACUUAUAUGAAAUGCCAGAGAAAUUUAAGGUUAAGAAUUAUGAAACUGAUACUGAAUUAACUCAAAACAUUUCUUUGGAAAAAAAUCCAGAAAUAUAUGUUUUAAAUGGAAGUUUGAAAAAAGCUGAGAUUUUGCCACCUGAAAAUUGCAUAAAAAUAGCAUCACCUUCAGUGAAGUUGGAAUUUAAUCAAAAUAAAAAUCUAACAGUAAACCAAAAAGACCAAGAAGAAACCUCUUUAAUUUCAGAAAUAAGUGUCCAUCUAAAUUCUGAAGAAGGAAUUUUCCCAGGCAAUGAGAAUAACUUCAUUUCUCAAAGAACGAGGCAAAGAAACAGUCCUGUUUUAGGAACUACUGAGGAAGCAGACCUUAGUUGUAUAAAAGAACCCAUUUUUAAGAACUGUAUGAUGGUAAUUGAUACAGACAUAGAUGAUAAACAAGCAGCCCAUAUUUUGAUUACAGAAGGUUUUAGCUCAUCAGAUAAUAUCUAUGAUCUUACAGAAGAGAACAAAAAUAGUGCAAAGCAGAAUUUAAAAAGAACUCUCAGUCAAGAGUUAAAAUCAAAUUCUUCCUUGGAUAUAAAAGAUAUAAAAUCAAACCGAAAUAAUUAUUAUGAAGACAAAUGGUCAGGGCUCUUAAAUCCACUUACAGAUCAUAGUUUUAGAGGUGGCUUCAGGACAGCUUCGAAUAAAGAAAUAAAACUCUCUGAACAUAACAUUAAGAAGAGUAAAGUGCUCUUCAAAGAUAUUGAAGAAAAAUAUCCUACUAGUUUACCUUGUGUUGAAAUUGCAAAUACAAAUACCUUAACAUUAGAUCACCAAAAGAAGCUAAGCAGACUUAACAUAUCCAACUCAAAGUUAGUUAAUACUGUUUCUCCAUCUGUUCAGAGUGGUACAUUCAUUCCUGACUGUGAAAAUAAUCAUACAUCCCCUUUAAAGCAAGGUAUCAGUGCAAACCAUAAUUUAACACCUAGCCAAAGGGCAGAAGUUACAGAACUUUCUACUAUAUUAGAGGAAUCAGGGAGUCAAUUUGAAUUCACACAGUUUAGAAAACCGUGCCACAGAGCACAAAAUCUUACAUAUGAAGUGCCUGGAAACCAGAUGGCUGACUCUAAUCACACUUCUGAUGCUUCAUCUCAAGGUCAGGUAGAUAGAAGUGAGAAACUUAAAGAUGUUGCCGGAAUUAAACAGACCUCUGCUUGCUUACUGAAAAACUAUAACAAAAGUACAGGUGAAAGUGAAAAGGAGUUUCGAGGCUUUUAUUCUGCUCUUGGUACAAAACUCAGUGUUUCUACUGAAGCUCUGCAAAAAGCUUUGAAACUAUUCAGUGACAUUGACAUUAUUCACGAGGAGACUUCUGUAGAAGCAGAGCCAAGAUUUUCUUCCAGUAAUAGUCAUGAUUCUUUUGUUUCAGCACAUAAGAUAGAAAGUCACACCAAUAAUAAAAAUUUACAUGAGAAAAAUAGUAAAUGCCAACUCAUAUUACAAAAUAAUAUUGAAAUGACCCCUGGCAUUAUUUGUGAAGAAAAUACUGAAAAUUACAUGAGAGAUACUGGAAGUAAAUGUAACAGAUGUACUGAUAUGAGCAGAAGUAUUUGUAAAUUACAAGAAUCUGAUGGCACUGACUCAAGUAGGAAUGAUGAUAAAGUUUAUAUUCAUAAAGAUGAAAGUAAUUUGCAGUGUACUGAUAGGCAUAAUAUAUAUGUCAAAUCAGCUAGCCAGUUCACAAAAGAAGGAAACAUACAGACUAAAGAAUGCUUGUCAGACUUAACUUGUUUGGAAGUCAUGAAAGCUGAAGAAACAUGUCUUACCAAUUCCUCUAAUAAAGAACAAUUAACUGUAGGUAAGAAGGAGCAAAAUAUAAAAGAUUUUGAUAAAACCUUUCAGACUGUAAGUGGGAAAAAUAAUAGAGUCCCUGAAGAAUCUUCACGUGAAGUUUCAAAUUUCUUUGAUAAACACAUGGGAGAAACAAGUAACUUUUCAAAUUCCUUUAAUUCUGAAUUACUUUCUGGCAUCAUUAAGAGCAAAGUGGAUAUUUCAUGUCAUGGGGAAACAGACAUGACUGAAAACAAAAUAUCAGAAGAAGGUAUCCCAGUUGGUAAUGGAAAGCAACCAUCUGACUAUAAAAUGGGAAAGAUCAAAGAACAUACUCUCCUGGGUUUUCAUACUGCUAGUGGGAAAAAAGUAAAAAUUGCCAAGGAAUCUCUGGAAACAGUGAAAAAUCUUUUUCAUGAAAAAGAAGAUGUUGGUAAAAUCUCCAGUUUGGGUUAUCAAGAAACAAAGAUACUAAAGUACAGAGAAGACUCUAAAGAAAGGCUUGAUUUAACAUAUGAGAGAAUUGAAAUAACUGUCCCCAAAUGUGAAGAAAUGCAGAAUUCUGUAGAUGAUAAAAAGUUUGUUUAUAGGGAACCUAGGAUACUACCCAGGCUAAGCGAUAAUUUGUAUGAGCAAACUGAAAAUCUCAAAACCUCAAAGAAUAUUUCUUUGCAAGUUAAAGUACAUGAAAAUAUAGAGGAAGAAACAGAAAAAAGCUCUACAGCUUGUUGCACAAAUCAACCUACAGCUUUGGUGUUUUACACAGGACAUGGUAGAAAAAUUCCCGUGAGUCAGUCCUCACUGUCUAAAGCAAGACAAUGGCUUAGAGAAGAAUUGGAUGAUCAUCUAGAAGAAAUAAAUACUGCCAAAGUUGUACGUGCAAACAAGUACACUAAUGAUUAUGUAGGAAAAGUGUCAUAUGAAAAUAGUUUAAACCGUAUUGUAACUGAAAAUGACAAAAAUCAUCUCUCUGAAGAGCAAGAUUCAGCCUAUUUAAGUAACUGUAGUAUAUCUAAUAGCAGUUCAUACCAUUCUGACUUGUGUCAUUCCAGUGAUCUAUACUCAGGACAUUCUUCAAAAAAUAACAGUGUUUCUGGUAUUGAGGCAGUCAUAAAUGUCAAAGACAAGAAAAUCACUUGUUUUUCUGAAGUAGUAUCUGCUAUUAGAGAAGCAAAUAUACACUUGCAAACUGUAAAUGAAAAUACUUGUGCUCAGAAACUUGUGACUGACUCUUCACUGUGCAAAAAUAAAAAUCCAGCCAUGAAUUUGGCUACCCCUGAUCCAAAUAAUUUUGAGAUAGGGUCACCUACAUCCAGUACAGCUACUGGUAAAAUAGUCUGCAUUUCAAAUGAAAAAAUUAAAGUGGAAGAAGUAUUUACUGACAACUGCAAGAAUAUAGUCAAGCAAAGCACUGAGAAUAAACUAGAUACUUGCCAAACAAAAAUCGUGGCAGGUAAGGCAUUAGACGAUUCAAAGGCUGUUGUCAUUAAUAACUCUGCAGAUAAUGACUUCAUGGAUUCACAUAAGGCCUUUGCUGACAUUCAAAAUGAACGCAUUUUACACCAUAACCAGGAUACAUCUGGAUUGGAGAAAGCUUCUAAAGUAUCACCUUGUGUUUCAGAAAUUCCAGAGAAGUGUGAACUUAAUAUAGGGAUGUUUCCCCCAUCAGUCUCUUCUAAAAAUACUUUUGGGAUUUUUAGCACAGCAAGUGGAAAAUCUGUAGAAGUAUCAGAUGCUUCAUUACAAAAGGCAAGACGGGUGUUUGCUGAGAUAGAAGAUAAUACUAAGCAACUUGCUUCCACAGAAUCACUUAAAAAUAAUGAGCAUUCAGAGAGAUUUACAAGAGAAGAAAAGACUAUGGCGCAUUUUCCCCAGAAUGAACUGUCACCCCCCAAGUCCUUUUCCUAUAAUGUAAAUUCAGCUGCUUUUUCUGGAUUUAAUACAGCAAGUGGAAAACAAGUUGUGGUUUCAGCAAGUGCCUUACACAGAGUUAAGGGUAUGUUCGAGGAAUUCGACUUACUCAAAGCUGAACAUACCUUGCAGCAUUCACCUACAUCUGGACAAGAAGCAUCAAAAAUACUUCCUUGUACUGAUAAGAGAACCUCAGUACACACUAUAAAUUCCAAAAUGCAAAGGGCUAUUAAUAAUGAAUUUAAAUUAUUAUAUAACUUUAAUAUUGAAAGUGAUUCUUCAGAAAAUCAGGCUAUUAAAGUUUCUCCAUAUUUGUCUAAGAAAGACAAACAAUUGGCAGUACAAACCAGCCCAUCACUUGCUGAGAAUCUUUUGGGAAAAGAACAAGCUUUGCCUAAAAACAUAAAAAUGGAAGUUGGCAAGAAAUCUUUUUCUAAUGUUCCUGUGAAAACAAAUGCAGAAGAUUGUUCUACUUACUCCAGAGAUCCAGAAAACCAUUUUGAAACAGAAGCAGUAGAGAUUGCCAAAGCUUUUAUGGAAGAUGGUGAACUAACAGAUCAUGAACCAUCAGCAUGUGUCAAAAAGUCACUGUUUACAGGAUCCAAGAAUGAGGACAUUGUUUUGCUAAAUUCCAGAACUGGGAAAAGAAGAGGAAUUGCCCUUAACUGGUUUGAAGAACCUCCAAUCAAAAGAAACUUGUUAAGUGAAUUUGACAAGAUAAUGGAACGUGAAGAAAAAUCUCUAAAGGCUUUAAAAAGCACUCCAGAUGGCGUAAUGAAAGAUAGGAGAUUGUACAUGCGUCUACAGCCAAUUACCUCUGAACCCUUUGGCACAACUAAAGAACGGCAAGAAAUGCAGAAUCCGAAUGUUACUGCACCUGAUAAAGGAUUUCUGUCUAAACCUCAUCUUGACAAACACCUGGAAAAAUCUUCAAGCAAUUUACCAGAUUCAGAACAGUUGGUUCAUAAAAUUCCCAAUACAAGAAAUGAAACUAUGAGACAAUCAGUUACUACAGGCAAAUUGGCCAAAGUCUUUGUCCCACCUUUCAAAGUGAAAUCACAUCUUCACAAAGAUGAACAUCAUGUUAGCAAGCAUACUAAUUUUGAAGAAGAAAAACAAAAACAAAGAAAAAUAGAGGAAUGUGGUUCCAGUGAUUGCAAAAACAUUAACAGUGAGAUUCAUCAGUUUAGCAAAGACAGCUCCUGUCAAGAAGCAACUAUGAUUUUCACAAAGUGUAAAGAACCUUUAGAUUUAAUUACAAGCCUUCAGAAUGCCAGAGAUAAUCAGUCUGCACGAAUUAUGAACAAAGAAAGGCAACGUAUCUUUCCACAACCAGGCAGUCUGUAUCUUGCAAAAACAUCCUCCCUGCCUCGAAUCUCUCUGAAAGAAGCUGUAGGAAACCAAAUUCCCUCUGCAUAUUCUCAUAAGCAGCUUUAUAUGUAUGGCAUUUCGAAGCAUUGUAUAAAAAUAAACAGCAAAAAUGCUGAGUCUUUUCAGUUUCACACUGAGGAUUAUUUUAGUAAGGAAGAUUUACAUUCUGGAAAAGGAAUUCAGUUGGCUGAUGGAGGAUGGCUCAUACCGUCUGAGGAUGGAAAGGCUGGAAAAGAAGAAUUUUAUAGGGCUCUGUGUGAUACCCCUGGUGUGGAUCCAAAACUUAUUUCUAGAGCUUGGGCCUAUAAUCAUUACAGAUGGCUUAUAUGGAAGCUGGCAGCUAUGGAAUUUUCUUUUCCUAAGGAAUUUGCUAAUAGAUGCCUAAACCCAGAAAGGGUACUUCUUCAACUAAAGUACAGAUAUGACAUGGAAAUUGAUAGAAGCAAAAGGUCAGCCAUAAAAAAGAUCAUGGAAAGGGAUGAUACGCCUGCAAAGACACUGGUUCUCUGUGUUUCUGACAUCAUUUCAAGUACAUCUGAAACUUGUAGCAACAAAACUGAUGGUGCAGAUACCAAAAAUGUGGCCAUGCUCGAACUUACAGAUGGAUGGUAUUCUGUCAAGGCCCAGUUAGACCCUCCGCUCCUAGCUCUCUUAAAGAAUGGGAGAUUGGCUGUGGGACAUAAGAUCAUUACUCAUGGAGCAGAGCUGAUAGGCUCCCCUGAUGCCUGUGCACCUCUGGAAGCCCCAGAUUCUCUUAUGUUAAAGAUUUCAGCUAAUAGUACUCGGCCUGCCUGUUGGCACACCAAACUUGGAUUCUUUCCUGAUCCUAGACCUUUCCCUCUGCCCUUGUCAUCAUUAUUCAGUGAUGGAGGAAAUGUUGGUUGUGCUGAUGUCAUUGUUCAAAGAGUAUAUCCUAUACAGUGGAUGGAGAAGACACCAUCUGGAUUGUAUAUAUUUCGAAAUGAAAGAGAAGAAGAAAGGGAAGCAACAAAAUUUGCAGAGGCCCAACAAAAGAAACUAGAAGCUUUAUUCACUAAAAUUCAAACAGAAUUUGAAAAGCAUGAAGAAAACAUGACAAAACCAAGUAUGUCAUCACAUGCACUAACAAGGCAGCAAGUUCGUGCUCUUCAGGAUGGAGCAGAGCUUUAUGAAGCAGUAAGGAAUGCACCAGACCCAGAUUACCUUCAGAGUUACUUCAGUGAAGAGCAGUUAAGAGCCUUGAAUAAUCACAAACAAAUGUUGAAUGAUAAAAAACAAGCACAGAUCCAGUUGGAAUUCCAGAAGGCGAUGGAAUCUGCUGAAAAGGGGGAAGAACGUUUAUCAAGGGAUGUUACACCUGUGUGGAAGUUGUGUAUUGUAAGCUAUGGGGAAAAAGGAAGAGAUGCAGUUACCUUGAGCAUCUGGCGUCCAUCGUCAGCCGUACUGUCCCUGUUAACAGAGGGAAACAGAUACAGAAUCUAUCAUCUUGCAACAUCAAAAUCGAAAUGUAAAUCGGAAAGAGCCAACAUACAGUUGGCAGCAACAAAAAGAACUCAGUAUCAACAAUUACCAGCUUCAGAUGAAAUCUUAUUCCAGGUUUACCAGCCAAGAAAGCCCCUUCAGUUCAGCAGACUAUUAGAUCCAGACUUUCAGCCACCUUGCUCUGAAGUGGACCUAAUAGGGUUUGUAGUUUCUGUUGUGAAAAAAAUAGGUCUUGCUCCCUUGGUCUAUUUGUCAGAUGAAUACCAUAAUUUAUUGGCAAUAAAGUUUUGGAUAGAUCUUAAUGAAGAUGUUAUUAAGCCUCAUAUGUUAAUUGCUGCAAGCAAUCUCCAGUGGCGACCAGAAUCCAAAUCAGGAAUUCCUACAUUGUUUGCUGGAGAUCAUUCCAUGUUUUCUGCAAGUCCAAGAGAAAACCACUUUCAAGAGAGAUUCCACAAAAUGAAAAAUACUGUUGAGAAUAUUGAUGUACUUUGCAAUGAUGCAAAAAAGAAGCUUAUGUCUCUACUUAAUGCAAACUCUCCCAAGUGGUUCAACCCAACUAAAGACUACAAGUCAGAGCCCUGCCCGGCUUACUCAGCCCUUGGUGUAGACAAUGAAGUUCUGAAGUCUUCUCCUAGUAGCAAGCAAAAUUACCAGAGUCAUCUAUCACUUUGUACACCAAAAGAAAAGUGUUUGCCCAACCCUGUUUCUGCCCAGAUGAUCUCAGAAUCUUCACAUAAAGAGGAAAGAGAGAUUGAUGACCCCAAAACGUGCAAGAAGAGAAGAGCCUUGGAUUUCCUGACUCGACUGCCUUUACCUCCCCCUGUGAGUCCCAUUUGUACAUUUGUUUCUCCAGCUGCACAGAAGGCGUUUCAGCCACCACGGAGUUGUGGCACCAAGCACAGAACACCUACAAAGAGGAAAGAACUGAAUUUUCCUCAGGUGACUCCGCUUAAAAAGGUCAGUGAAAUUUCUUUUUUGGAACGUGACUCAAUAGCUGAUGAAGAGCUGGCAUUGUUAAGUACCCAGUCCCUUGUGUCUGAUUCCAUGGGAGAAAGCCACUUGCUCAUCAGGGAAUCCAAGAGGACUACUCCGUCUAGUACCCAAGAUCACCUUGGACAGAAAAAACAGCAGAUGAGUCCCUGAUGGGGGGACAAGGGAACCCCCAAGCUGGCACCAAAGAAUGUGAGAAAGUGACAAUAACUUGGUUUUUGUACAACAUAGACAGUUUCCAAGUGCACACAGUAUUUGUGUAACACGAAAAGGCUUGAAACAGUUUCAGAUUUACCUAAGUGUUGUAUAUCAUAGGGAUUCUUUGCUUUGUUCUAUACUGAUGUGUUUUUAUUUUAGUUGUCUACCAUACAAUUGACUAUUUACUAUCUACUCAAAAACUCUUGUUUAAAGUUUUUUUAUUAAAUCUGGUCACUACUAGUACUAUUUUACAAAUCAAAUAAACAUACCUUGUUCUUUCACAUUA
Dipodomys spectabilis (banner-tailed kangaroo rat) is the source of this 10390-nucleotide messenger RNA. RefSeq names its product BRCA2 DNA repair associated (gene Brca2). The record is from RefSeq and is a predicted model, not a curated record. The coding region runs from base 85 to 10059 and encodes 3324 amino acids. Gene Ontology annotation, biological process: regulation of DNA-templated transcription; double-strand break repair via homologous recombination. The transcript is spliced from 27 exons. Lineage: Eukaryota; Metazoa; Chordata; Mammalia; Rodentia; Heteromyidae. Gene Ontology annotation, cellular component: nucleus.